AUGGAUUGUAAAGAAGAUACUAAUGGAUCUGCACAAGAGUCUGAAGCUAGUAAGAUGUUAUGGAAUAGUGAAUUGGAAUCUCGUCGGUUACAGGUAGAUAGUUUAGAAGCUGAGCUUGUUGAUGUCAAGGCUUACCUUGAUUUUGGUUCUGAAGAAGAUGCCAGAAAGGAAUUAGGUGUUCUUUCCGGUAGAGUCAGAACGACCGCGACAAUGUUGCGGUAUUUGAGAUCGAAAGCUAGAGUCUUGGCCAUUCCUGAUCUAGCUCAUCUGUCGUGCGAAGUUGAACAGAUUGAAAUGAAAGGAUUAGAUGGUGGUUCGUCUUCUGAAGGGGAUAGGAGCGCUAUUCCCGAAACUAGAAUGUAUCGGGGUUCGUUGGGUGUAGAGGAUGGAGUUUAUACUAAUGAGAUGCUCCAGUCCAUAGAGAUGGUUACUGAUGUGUUGGAAUCUCUUGUGAGGAGGGUUACAGAAGCAGAGUCUGAGACGGCUGUUCAAAAGGAGAGGGCACUUUUGGGAGAGGAAGAAAUUAGUAGGAAGACGGUCCAAAUCGAGAACUUGUCCUUGAAAUUAGAAGAGAUGGAAGAGUUUGCUCACGGGACUAAUAGUGUUCUAAACGAAAUGCGGGAAAGGAUUGAGGAACUAGUUGUAGAAACGAUGAGACAGAAGGAAAAAGCUUUUGAAAACGAAGAGGAGCUUUGUCGUGUGAAGAGAGAGUUCGAGUCGCUUAAAAGCUACGUCAGUACUUUCACCAAUGUUAGAGAAACACUUCUUUCGUCCGAGAGACAAUUCAGAACCAUUGAAGAGCUCUUUGAACGGUUGGUGACUAAGACGACGCAACUAGAAGGCGAGAAGGCGCAAAAAGAGGUUGAAGUUCAGAAACUGAUGGAGGAGAAUGUGAAAUUGAAGGCACUUCUGGACAAGAAAGAAGCUCAGCUUCUAGCUUUAAAUGAACAAUGCAAAGUUAUGGCUUUAAGUGCAUCAAACAUCUGA
This is a messenger RNA of Arabis nemorensis, 987 nucleotides long. NCBI's taxonomy places the organism in Eukaryota, Viridiplantae, Streptophyta, Magnoliopsida, Brassicales, Brassicaceae. The record is from the annotation of a GenBank genome assembly.